AUGAUAUGGCUUUACUCUGCAAGCAUGCAGAGAUUGGCUACCUUCGUGGAGAUGCUUGACACUCGAUUGGAGGGACAAGAUCAGGUCGACCCAGCGCUUUCCAGGUCUCUGAAGGAAUGUUACGACGCUUGCAAUAUUUUCUUGCAUGAUGUUGGAGCUCUGAGCACAAAGUACUCUCGAAGUCCAGGAACCAAGCCCAAAGGCAUGCGGGAGCGCUGGGAGGCUGCCUUGACUCACUUUCAUUACCCGCUCCAGAAGAAGAGAUUCGAGGACCUCGAGGCUAUAUGGAGAUUUUCAGAUAUCAGCUUUCGGCGAGACUUCAGCUUAUGA
Messenger RNA from Colletotrichum aenigma, 330 nucleotides. RefSeq lists its product as uncharacterized. The record is from RefSeq and is a predicted model, not a curated record. The coding region runs from base 1 to 330 and encodes 109 amino acids. The transcript has a single exon. Lineage: Eukaryota; Fungi; Ascomycota; Sordariomycetes; Glomerellales; Glomerellaceae.